Molecule: messenger RNA, 3770 nt
Organism: Loxodonta africana (African savanna elephant)
Lineage: Eukaryota; Metazoa; Chordata; Mammalia; Proboscidea; Elephantidae
Gene: LIMA1
Product: LIM domain and actin binding 1
Exons: 11
Coding region: 191-2473 (760 amino acids)
Biological process (GO): actin filament bundle assembly
Cellular component (GO): actin cytoskeleton; plasma membrane
Molecular function (GO): actin filament binding
Source: RefSeq, a predicted model, not a curated record
CUUUCCAUUCUUCAUUUGCAGCCAUUCUCACCCUCUUCGAUUUUUCUCUCCUUCCAUUUCACCAAUUGCACCUUGUUUAAGACACUUGCACCUUUUUGAGGUUUGAGAAUAUAGCAGUCCUCGAAUCGCUUUUGAACAUAUAUCGCUGGCACCUGUCACCGCCAUACGUAUUUCAGUAUCUGUAGACAAGAUGGAAUCAGCUCCAUUUAAUAGACGGCAAUGGACAUCGAUGUCAUUGAGGGUAACUGCCAAGGAACUUUCUCUCGUCAACAAGAACAAGUCAUCAGCUAUUAUAGAAAGAUUCUCCAAGUACCAGAAAGCAGCUGAAGAAGCAAAUAUGGAAAAGAGGAGAAAUAACACUGAAAAUCACCCCCAGCACUUCAGAAAAGGGACUCUGACUGUGUUAAAGAAGAAGUGGGAGAACCCAGUGCUGGGAGCCGAGUCACGCACAGAUUCUCUGAGAAACAGCAACACUCAGAUUAGGCACAGAGUCAACCAUCCUCCCGCCGAAGUGGCAAGCAGCUCUGCGUCUCAAGCUGCAGCUGACCAAGCGGAACGAGACCACAGCAGAUCGAGGUUGGGCUCACCUCCUGAAGCCCUCACUGAGUGCUGGUUUCCCCACAUCCAGGACAGCGCAGAUCUUCAAGACAGCUCCACAGAAAGUAAAAAAAUGGAAACUUGUCUGGGAGAAUCCAGGCACGAAGUAGGAAAAGCUGAAAUCAGUGAAAACCCAGAUGCUACAGCCAAAAUAGAGAAAUAUAAUGUUCCACUCAACAGGCUUAAGAUGAUGUUUGAGAAAGGUGAAUCAACUCAAACCAAGAUGCUUCGAACCCAGAGCCCAAGUGCAGGUGGAAGGAGAAUCUCUGAAAACAGGUAUUCUCUUGACGACUUGGAGAUAGGCCCAGGUCAGUUGUCAUCGUCUGCAUUCAACUCGGAGAAAAGUGAGAGUAGGCGAAAUCUGGAGCUCCCACGCCUGUCAGAAACCUCUAUAAAGGAUCGAAUGGCCAAGUACCAGGCAGCCGUGUCCAAACAAAGCAGUUCAACCAACUAUACAAGUGACUUGAGAGUCAGUGGUAGUGAAAUCAAAGCUCAUAAACUGGAACAAAAGGAGAAUGUGCCCCCAGGUCCUGAAAUCUGCAUCUCUCAUCAGGAUGGAGAAAAGGUUUCUGCAACUGAGAAUAGCCUGGCAUUCCGCUCCUCCCCUGCUGACGAUGACUCCCGUAGCUCCCUGGUUAAGAGUGAGAUCCAGCAGCCUGUCCAUCCCAAGCAGCUGACUCCAGAUGCCAGAGCCUCCAGCCUUUCUGAAAGUUCUCCACCCAAAGCAGUGAAGAAGUUUCAGGCACCGGUGAGAGAGACCUGUGUGGAAUGUCAGAAGACAGUCUACCCGAUGGAGCGUCUCCUGGCCAACCAGCAGGUGUUUCACAUCAGCUGCUUCCGUUGCUCCUAUUGCAGCAACAAACUUAGUCUAGGAACUUAUGCAUCUCUACAUGGGAGAAUCUAUUGCAAACCUCAUUUUAAUCAGCUCUUUAAAUCUAAAGGCAACUAUGAUGAAGGCUUUGGGCAUAGACCACACAAGGAUCUGUGGUCAACCAAAAAUGAAAAUGAAGAGACUUUGGAGAGACCAGCCCAGCUCCCUAAUGCAGGAGAGACUCCUCAGAGCCCAGGAGUAGAAGAUGCCCCCAUUGCUAAGGUGGGUGUGCUGACUGCAACUAUGGAAGCUAAGGCUUCCUCUCAGCGGGAGAAGGAAGAUAAGCCUGCUGAAACCAAGAAGUUGAGGAUUGCCUGGCCACCUCCAACUGAACUUGGCAGUUCAGGAAGUGCUUUGGAGGAAGGGAUCAAAGUGUCCAAGCCCAAGUGGCCUCCCGAGGAUGAAAGCAGCAAGCCUGAAGUGCCUGAGGACGUAGAUCUGGAUCUGAAGAAGCUAAGACGAUCUUCUUCACUGAAGGAAAGAAGCCGCCCUUUCACUGUAGCUGCAUCAUUUCGAACCACUUCUGUCAAGAGCCCCAAAACCUUGUCCCCUCCCGUCAGGAAAGGCCGGAGCAUGUCUGAGCAAAGUGAGGAGUUUAUAGGAGGAAUAGCAGUAGGAAAGAAACAAGUAGAAAAUGCCAAAGCUUCAGAGAAGAAUGGGAAUGUAGGAAAAACAACCUGGCAAAACAAGGAACCUGAAGGAAGAGAGGCAGGGAGGAGAAGUGAGGAAGUUCAUGGUUUUGAAAUGGGGAGUGAGAAUCUUGUAGAAAAUGGUGCAAACUUAGAUGAAGACGAUGAAACCCUCCUCAAACAGCAGUCUCCUAUAGAACCCAAGUCUCCAAAUUGGUCCAGCUUUGUAGACAACACCUCCACCAAAGAAUUCACGACUCAGAGUCAGAAAUCCCAGGAUGUGGAGUUCUGGGAGGGAGAAGUGGUCAAAGAGCUAUCUGUGGAAGAGCAGAUAAAGAGAAACCGGUACUAUGACGAGGAUGAGGAUGAAGAAUGAUAGAUUGCACUGGUGCCGGGCCUUGAAUUGGUGUUAGUGAGCCUCUGCCCUUUGUCAGAGUGAUGCACAGAACCACGUUCUCUUAGGGUGAGCUGUCAUUUAUGUGGAAGUAACUUUGAAAAAGAGGUCUUGCUUCAAAAAAACCCCAUACUGCAGCUUAAGGGAACCAGUUCUGUUAGAGACAGCAUUACUUAAAUCCUCUGUUUCAGCAGUGAUGAGAUACAUACAGUGCUUUAAGGUUUUAUAAAUACAAGGGGGAAAAUAUUCCAAAUGAUAUAGUCUGGAAUCUGCUAUAUUCCCAAAAUGCAUGUUAAAGUAGCUAGGUAAUUAAUAGUGCACUGUUAUGCUACAAGUACUAUUGUGUAAUUAGGGAACAUGCUGAAGGAAUUUAGGGGCCUAAAUAUUAUGACUGAAUGCACUUUAGUAUAAAGGGCACAGUUUGUAAAUCUUUUAAUGAAUACCGAUUCAAUUGUUUAGUAUUUGUCUUCUGAGAGAUCAAAUAUUUAGCCUUUUAAAAAAUUUUUUUAGGUUAAUUUUCUUACACAGAUAUAUAAGGGAGAAUUUAUUGCUUUGCAUUCUCUGCUCUACACCACGCCCUGAACUGGAUGAUUGAGGUGUAACACAGCCAUCUUUUCAGAGCAACUUUUGAAGGAAUCGAAGAAGCAACCCACAUGCUUUGGUGCUUGGAGAGAUCCACUGCCUUCCAAAUACACUAUGCUGUUUGCCAAUUUGACUACACCCCAAGUGAUUGCUUUCCUCUCUGCUGGUAUCUGUGCUUCUCAUAACUUACUGAAAGCUGCAAUAUUUCUGUAAGAUCUUUUGGAUCGCUGUUCACCAUGCUCCUUGUUAGAGCACAGGGAGGCGAUUCAAGGAGGAAUAGUGAAAACAACUGCCUUAAUCCAUGAGCUCAGACCCCCAAGCCCUGUAUGCCACUUCUGAUGUCCCCUUUCUGAGAUGCUAGGUUUUAAAUACUUACCAACUCUGAAAUGUAUUGAUUUGGUAGUAGACAGCAUUUCCAGGGUGCAAUUAAACCAACUAUAGGCCUUUUUUGGGGGAUGGUUUUCUAGUAUUAAGAUUUUGAAACAUUAUAAAAUUGAGCACAUUUAUUGUACAUAAUUGAUAUUACAAAUUGUAUGUGUGGCGGGGAGAGAUGUUUUAAGCUACAGGCUUUUCUUUAUACUGCAUUUAUAGAGAUUUAGCGCUAAUAUUUUUUAGGGAUGUAAAAUAUUCUGCUUUCUUACAGUCUUGCUUAGCCUGAAACAUUUUUAUUCAAUAAAGCUUUUAAUUUACAUUUGAA